Messenger RNA from Engraulis encrasicolus (European anchovy), 2404 nucleotides. RefSeq names its product peptidylprolyl isomerase (cyclophilin)-like 4 (gene ppil4). The record is from RefSeq and is a predicted model, not a curated record. Gene Ontology annotation, cellular component: nucleus. The coding region runs from base 36 to 1526 and encodes 496 amino acids. Gene Ontology annotation, biological process: protein peptidyl-prolyl isomerization. Gene Ontology annotation, molecular function: RNA binding; peptidyl-prolyl cis-trans isomerase activity. Lineage: Eukaryota; Metazoa; Chordata; Actinopteri; Clupeiformes; Engraulidae. The transcript has 13 exons.
UCUAGCUUGCACUUGCCAGUCGGAACGGAAGUCGCAUGACGUCACUUCACCAAACAAGCAUGGCGGUGCUUCUUGAAACCACUCUGGGAGAUAUUGUUGUUGAUUUGUACACCGAAGAAAGACCGAAAACUUGUCUGAACUUCUUGAAGCUAUGCAAGAUCAAGUACUAUAACUACUGUCUAUUCCACAAUGUACAGAGAGACUUCAUCUCACAAACUGGAGACCCAACAGGCACGGGACGUGGAGGAGAGUCGAUCUUCGGUAAGCUCUAUGGAGACCAGGCCCGUUUCUUUGAUUCCGAGAAGGUACCCAGGAUCAAACACAAGAAGAAGGGCACUGUGUCUAUGGUGAACAAUGGCAGUGAUCAACACGGCUCUCAGUUCCUCAUUACCACAGGGGAAAAUUUGGACUACCUGGAUGGCGUCCAUACUGUAUUCGGAGAGGUGACGGAAGGCAUGGAUGUCCUUAAGAAGAUCAACGAGACGUUUGUUGACAAAGACUUUGUCCCCUUUCAGGACAUCAGAAUAAACCACGCAGUAAUCCUAGAAGAUCCUUUUGAUGACCCUCCCAGCCUUCCCAUUCCCGAUCGCUCUCCAGAGCCCACUAAAGAACAACUGGAUAGUGGUCGUAUAGGAGCGGAUGAGUCGAUAGUUGACCAUGAGGGCAAGACUGCGGAGGAGAUCGACGAGAUUCUCAAGGAGAAAGAUGCCAAGACACAGGCUAUACUGCUGGAAAUGGUGGGGGAUUUGCCAGAUGCUGAUGUGAAGCCCCCAGAGAACGUGUUGUUUGUCUGCAAGCUGAACCCAGUCACUACUGAUGAAGAUCUGGAGAUCAUCUUCUCACGCUUUGGGACCAUAUCAAGCUGUGAGAUUAUCAGAGACUGGAAAUCAGGGGAGUCCCUAUGCUACGCUUUCAUAGAGUUUGAAAAGGAGGAGGACUGUGAGAAGGCCUACUUUAAGAUGGAUAACGUGCUGAUAGACGACCGGCGGAUACACGUGGACUUCAGCCAGUCGGUGGCCAAAAUCAGAUGGAAAGGCAAAGGUGGGAAAUGGUCCAAGGACGACUUCAAGGCCUACGAGCAGGAAAAGAAGAAUAAGCUGACCCUCAAAGACAAGGCAAAGCCCAGACAAGAUUCCCGCUAUGACCUGGUCCUUGAUGGGGAUGAUGAUGACGAUGAAGAGCAAGGAGGCAGUCGGCAGGCUAUUGACAAGAAGCAGAAAGAGAAGAGGCACCACCACCAUCACACAGGAGAAGAGGACGCCAGAAAGCCAAAGAAGUCUAAGGAGAGUGACGACAGCGGACGGAGUAAAAAAUCAGGUCGUCAGCGUUCCCGUUCCCGUUCCAGGGAGAGGGAUAGAGAGAGGGAAAGGGAGAGAGACCGGGACCACAAGCACCGUAACAAGCACUCCUCUUCAGACAAACACCGGGACAAGCACCGGCACGAGAGCAACGACAAGAGCCACAGCAGGCGCCACCGCAGCAGGAGCCACAGCCCCCGCAGACACAAGGACAAGGAGCAGAGGUGAGGAGGACCAGGACCAGCACACCUCCUCUCCUCUCCCUUCUCCUCCCCUACCCUCCCUUCUCUUCUUCCUUCUCCUCCUCUCUCCCUUCUCCUCUCCUCUUUUACAGAAAGUUUAACCUUAGACCGGUUUCUCCAUUAUUAUUACAGUCUGACUCAGUGUUUCCCACCCAUGUGUAUUUGUACCACUAAGGGUACGAGAACACACCUCCAGGGGUUAUGUGGAAGAAUGUGAUGAUGACAAUUGAAUGGAGCGUAGUCAUAUUGGGAAAAAGAAAUAGAUAUAGAGGGCAUGGGUUAGGGGGUACAACACUGCUCUGACUCAUGAUAUUUUUCCACAAUUGUUCAAGUCGUCCUGUCAAAUGAAACGUGAGCUGUCUCAUCAGCUGUAGUCUCAGCAUUCUGGGGAAAUGUAAGACUGGUCUUAAGGGCCGUACACACACGUCACUGCUAGUUACUCGCUCAGCGAAUUAACUCAAUAGAAUGCCAAUGUGUUCCAGCGAGACUAGCAGGCGAGUACUGUACAAGCGAUGUGAUGUGGGCGGAUCCCAAGUUGAAAAUAUUUUAUUUUCGAGCGAGGCGAGUAACCAAUUGGAAUGCAGAGUUCAGUACUUCUCGCCUGUUCAUUGGCAGUUUCAAUGAAAGAGUGGCAAGUAGGCGAGCAAGCGAAAAGCUAGCAAUGUGUGUGUACGCCGCUUUAAACUGCUCGCUCAAUCAACUUUCCAAUUCUCAACUCUUUGUAGCACACUUCAAAAUAAACAUGCUCUCUCAUCAUCCAGGUGUUUUUAUAACAAACCUACAGAAAUGUUAUUUCCCUCCUUGGUGUUUGUGAGGUUCCUAUAUAAAAGUUCCUAUAUAAAAAUAAAAUGGUGAUUUGCUUAA